Symbiodinium natans is the source of this 561-nucleotide messenger RNA. The record is from the annotation of a GenBank genome assembly. NCBI's taxonomy places the organism in Eukaryota, Dinophyceae, Suessiales, Symbiodiniaceae.
AUGGCGGCACGAAAGGCGGACGCCUCGCCGCGGUCGCAACUGAGUAGAUCAAGUUCACAUCCGCAGCCAAGCGAACGCUCAGGAUUUUUGAGGCAGACGUCCGACUCCGGUGCCGUGUCUUUUGCCCGGCGAGCAGGCUCGCCUGCCGUGCAGGGCAACGUGCGGGGCCUGCUCAAAUUUGCCAAGGACAAUCCAGCGGCCUUCGCGCUUUCCAUUGAGAUGUUGCGCGCGCAAGACGACAUCAAGCGCGACGCUGGGGCAAGGCGAGGGCCGAGCCCUUAUCUCAAGCUGGCCAUGGACAGCUGGAACGGGCGGCAAAUCUCCCCACUCUCGCCAAGCGAGGGCGUCAAUCUGAGCCCGUUUUCGGUCACGUCACCUACACUAUCCCCGAGUAUAUUUCAGACAGACGAGCACCCGGGGCUUCAGCCCGAAAAGAGUCAGCCAAGCUACAGCUGGAGUGACGUGAAGAGGAAUUCUGCAGGAGUAGUUACAGGCUUUCGUUCCGCGAGGGCACUUGCGCAGUGCCUUCAGAGAGGUGCGAGCUGUGUCGUUUCGCUCUAA